This is a messenger RNA of Siniperca chuatsi (mandarin fish), 2090 nucleotides long. RefSeq names its product olfactory receptor 142-like. The coding region runs from base 988 to 1917 and encodes 309 amino acids. The record is from RefSeq and is a predicted model, not a curated record. Gene Ontology annotation, biological process: G protein-coupled receptor signaling pathway. NCBI's taxonomy places the organism in Eukaryota, Metazoa, Chordata, Actinopteri, Centrarchiformes, Sinipercidae. The transcript has a single exon. Gene Ontology annotation, cellular component: membrane. Gene Ontology annotation, molecular function: olfactory receptor activity; G protein-coupled receptor activity.
UUGGUAUUGUUAUAUAAGGCCAUUACAGAAUUUAUAAGACUAAUAUUUAAUUUAUAAGACUGUUUGCUGCCACUGCAAUGGUUAAGGUUUGGAUUUUUAAACAUCAGAUUCCUUAAUAAUUAGGUCAUAUGUUUAAAUUAUGUUAUUUCUUCAAAUAAAUUCAAUAUUUUUCAUGCCCACUGAUACCGGUGGCAUGAUAAUGAUCCAUUCAUCCAUACAGGCACAGAGGAGUGUGGCUUGGUGUCUCUUCACAAAUUUAGCACCUUUAUAUCGCUCUUACUCUCAGAAAUAAUCCAAUUUCAUAUGUAGUGCUUUACCACUUUGGGCCACGAUAGUACAUAUUUAAUCAGUUAUUUUACUUUCCAUCUUUUACAUGUUUAUAUCAAGUCUGCCCUCUGCUAAAUUAUCAGCCCCUGCUCCAGUUCCACAGGAGGUAGGAGGAGAUGCAGAAUUCAGGCACAUUCAUAUUCAAAUGUACACUUGUUGUAUCACACCUGUAACAAAAGGUUGUUUUGUAUUGUUUAAAGAAGCAUAUAGACAUAAUGUGCACACACAUAUUUAUGAUGCUGGUCAAACUAAGUAGCUGUUACUAAUAGUGAGAACAGACUUUGUUGGGGAAGUAGCUUCAGCAUAGUGCAACUCCUUACUCUGUAACCAUUUGUGUUGUGAUACUGGGGAAGUAGAAUUUGAAGAGACGAGUGAAAAUGUGUUGAUAAUGGAUAAUAUUUCUAUUGUAAUUUUUGUGCUGGACAAAUUAAUCUGCUGGUUGUUUUGAUUACUUCUCCACAAGUGUUACUGGACCAACUGAAUUCCCAGCUGUUGUGUUGUCGUAGUCAAAGCUGUUAUUAAUAGAUGGUGUGGAAGGAAACUAGAGUCAGAACAGACUGCACAGUGUAACCUCUUACUCUGAAGCCACCUACUGUAUGUUGUAACACCUGACAGGUAGAAUUUGAAGAUUUGAAAACUGUGAAAAUUUGUUCUCUAAUCAUGGAUAAUGUUUCUCUUGUAAGAAUUUUCACUCUCUCAGGGAUAAAUGAGACCAUGAAUAACAGUAUUGCUAUCUUUUCAAUCACUUUACUUUAUUACUGUGUGAUUUUGUUAUUAAAUAUCUCUCUCAUCAUGAUCAUUAUCAUAGAUGAAAACCUGCAUGAACCUAUGUACAUCUUACUGUGCAGUUUUUGUAUUAAUGGACUUUAUGGGACCACAGGUUUCUACCCCAAAUUCCUCAUAGAUGUAUUGUCUUCUUCUCAAGAAAUCUCAUAUGAAGGAUGCCUUUUACAGGCUUUUAUUGUGCACUCAUUUGUUUGCUGUGAUUUAUCCAUUCUAGCAGUUAUGGCCUACGAUAGAUAUCUGGCUAUAUGUCGACCACUGCACUACCACUCUUUCAUGACUAAGAGGAGGCUUUCUCAGCUGGUAUGUUUCUCCUGGCUAACACCUUUCUGUAUUGUCUCCAUCAAUAUUGUGCUCACGUCAAGACUAAAGUUAUGUGGUACAAAUAUUCGUAGACUGUUUUGUGCAAACUGGAUAAUUGUUAAACUUGCUUGCCCUGAAACUGACACUUCUUCAAACAAUGUAGCUGCAUAUAUUGUAAUUUUCAUGUAUCUCUCUCAUGGCUUUUUCAUAAUUUGGACUUAUAUGCAUCUUAUUAGAACUUGUGUGAGGUCUAAAGAUGACAGGGUAAAGUUUAUGCAGACAUGUGUGCCCCAUUUAACCUCAUUAGUCACUUUCGUAGUUGCAGUACUUUUUGAUUUAAUGUAUAUGCGAUUUGGCUCCACAGAUUUACCUCAAAGCCUUCAAAACUUCAUCGCUAUAGAAUUUCUGCUUAUUCCUCCUGUUAUGAAUCCUCUGAUAUAUGGAUUUAAAAUGACCAAAAUACGAAACCGAAUUCUGGGUUUAGUUUAUGUUGAAAGAAAAUGACCUCUUCCAUUAAGUUUAAUCUUUAAUUCAAUUUAAUGUGACAAAAUCCAGUGUUUUUGAUUAAGGAUAUAUCAUGAUGACCAACAACUUAACAUUUUGUAUUUACUUUGUUAAGCGUAUUUCUGUUAUGCUUCAUGUGACAUGUAUGAAUAAAUUGACGUUUUUAUUUUCCA